UUUGAUCGGUUGUAGAUUUUCUGAGACGAGAGAGUGAUAGCCGGUUCGAGCCGAGAUAUAUAGUACGGACACUAACUGUACAUUCACAUCACACCGCCCGCUAUCAGGCUCGGCGUCAUGCACUCGCUGCCGGUCAAGUGAUCGUCUUUAGGAGGAGUCAGCGAGAGUGCAGCCCGCCGACGAUACAGGAGAAGUGAGGUGGUUGUACGCGAGGAUUUGAUUACAAUUUCUCCUUAUAGCUUGUGAGAGCUGACUUCAGUCGGACCAGUUGCUGCGAGGCUGCGGAAGCAACUCGUCGCUACACUGCUCGCUCUAGCAUGUGGCUGACAGAUGGACAACUCACGGUCUGAGCGACGGGAGUCUCGUUGCUUGUAAUCCAAGUGAAUAUAGUGUGUUAUUUCUCUCCUGGAUAUUGUGGACUCUAUUCAUUCGGAAUACCCGUCAUCAUGAACGGGGACACAACCUCACCACCUGUACAAAGGUCAACGCGAUUCGCGGCAGCUAAACGCAAGAAACAACGAGGGAAGAGAGCCCGAUCCGAUGGCUUUGUUUUGGGGCUUGAUCUUGCCAAUUCGGAUGAUGAAGACAACGAAGGUUCCAAACUGGAUUCGGAUUCUCUCCAGUUCCUGCUAUGGAUACGGAACCCAACUGUCCAAAACUUGGCCAAACUUAGAAAGGCCAUUAAGUCCAAUGACCGCGACUGGAUGAGGGAGUUUCUAGAGUUUGACGGAUUGGGGUUGUUGUUUCAGUGUCUGAAGAACCUGUCGAGUUUUAAGGGGGUCAGUUUGUCCGACAUGGUGCUACGGAUGGAGUGUGCUAUGUGUGUCAGGGAGGUGGUCAACUCGCAGAGUGGACUGGACUGUCUGCUCAAACUCAAGGGAAAGAAGGACAAUAUCUUCGGCCGGAGAUUGGCUGCAGCUCUGGAGACGAACAACGUGAUGGUGAAGCUGCAGAUAUUUGAGCUGCUGUCGGCCCUGUGUGUGUAUUCGAGGGACGGCUUCGACCUGACGCUGGACGCCCUCGAGAGAUACAGGGCGUGGCAGAAGCUACCGUACCGGUUCAGCCUGCUGGUCAACGAGCUGAAGAGAGCCGACCUAACAAGUUACCGCAUCAGCGUCAUAGCCCUCAUCAACUCCAUCAUCGUCGCCAACGAGAACAUCAGGGACAGAGUCAGGAUCAGAAACGACUUUGUCGCCCUCAACAUCCUCGACGUCAUCAACACCAUCCGCGCCGAUGAGGACGAGGACCUCCACGUGCAGUGUGACGUGUUUGAGGAGGAGUUGACCGCGGACUCCGAAGCCCUUGAGGAGAUGAACAACACCACUGUCGACCUCAGCAAGCACGACGACCUGUUCAAGGCCAUCUAUAAUAAGGUGCAAGACACGCCCCUCGGUGCCUCCCUCCUCGCAAUCCUGUACAGCCUAUACCAGAUAGACCACACAUCCGCACAAAGCGAGGCCACGUGGAUCCUUGCGGAGAAGCUGGUUAACCAGGCUGUUGAGAAUGCUGUAGAGGCCGAGCGUCUGUUGGCAGGAGGGACGCUCAAGUCCGCAGGCAAGAAAUGUGACAGGGAGGUACAGACAGAGGAAGUAAUCUCAUCAAGAGGCCUCCAGCGGAGAAGUGCAAUACUCAGACAACAGCAUGUCGACAGCCAGGCCGGACCCCCACCGGCCUCUCCCCCACCUCCUGGGGGAAUACCUCCCCCGCCUCCACCUCCUGGAGGAAUACCCCCACCACCUCCACCACCACCACCGGGAGGUGCACCCCCACCUCCACCUCCACCCCCACCGCCAGGAGGUGCACCACCCCCUCCACCUCCACCUCCACCACCUGGAGGGGCGCCUCCUCCUCCUCCUCUCCCAGGGGGUGCCCCUCCUCCCCCACCCCCUCCAGGCGGCCCACCUGCACCGCCACCACCCCCGGGGAUGCCAGGAGUUCCUCCACCUCUACCCGCGUCAAAUGUAUCCCGACAGAAUCUUGCUCCAAUCCCUCAAGUAGACCUCAUCAAAACCCCUGAACCGCAGUGCAAGAUGAAGACGCUAGCCUGGAACAAGUUGGCUCCAACAAAUGUAUCAAAGACCAGCAUCUGGGGCGAUGUGUCCAAGAUGAAGGACCAGGUCCCUGUAGAAUACAGCAAGCUUGAGGAACUGUUUGCACAGAAGACCUUCACCUCGCAAAACUCGACCUCUGACGUCAAGCCGGAGGACAAGGUCAUCAUGAGACGGCCGUCCACAAGCACAGAGAUAACUCUCCUUGAUCCUAAAAGAAGUAUGAACGUCAACAUAUUCCUCAAGCAGUUCCGGAAGUCCAACGACGCCAUUAUUGAUCUCAUCAAGAAAUGUGACGCUCGAGCGUUUGGGUCUGAGAAACUUAAAGGUCUGCUGAAAAUAUUCCCGUCUCAGGAUGAGAUUGACACGAUCCAGCAUUUCGAGGGCGACACUACACGUCUUGGCAGUGCUGAGAAGUUCUUCCACCAGCUGGUGCACGUGUCUGACUACAAGGUGCGCGUAGAGGGGAUGCUACUCAAGGCGGACUUUAACUCCCACCUGGGCAGCAUCAGGCCCAACAUCCAGCUUCUCAACUCCAUCUGCCGCAGCCUCAUCGACAACAAGUCACUCAAGAGCUUCCUUCGUUACGUCCUCCACGCUGGCAACUUCAUCAACAAUAAGAGCAACUCGGGCAACGCCGUUGCCUUCCGCAUCAGUUCCCUCAACAAGUUGGUGAUGACGAAGUCGCACGUUCCGCGGAUGACGUUGCUACAUUUCAUCGUGGAGGAGGUGGAGCAGAAAAACAAAGACGCGCUAAAGUUUGUGGAUGAUUUACUUGAGAAUCUACAGAAAAGUUCAAGGUUCAGUCUUACCACCAUAAGGUCAGAGUUCAACCAGGUCAAGGUCAAUGUUAAGAAGCUACAGAGCCAACUGGAAGAUGUGGACGAAGAGAUCAAGUCCAAGUUCAAAGCUUUUCUGGAGGAGUCCGAUUCGGACCUGGGUGAUGUGGAAGAGGGCUUGGAACGCCUCACUAAACUAUCAGGGAGGUUGGCCAACCACUUUUGUGAAAACGAAAAGACGUUUCACCUGGACGAAUUCCUGGAAUCCUUCCGCGAGUUCUGCGACAUGGUCAAGCAGACGGAGCAGGAGCUGGAGACGAGGAAGUUGCAGGCAGAGAGGGCGGAGAAGAGGAAGAAGGCUCAGCAGGAUCUGGUCGACAGAAGGAGAAGUGGUACACGGGAUGGUUCAGUGGAUGAGAAGAAGAAGAUUGUUGACAAUCUUGUUAACGAAAUCAGACGCGGCAAAGUGCUUAGGAGGUUGUCCCUCAAACGUAAAACCAAUAUGGCGAUCACGGCCAUGGAGACAAGCCAUUUGUAGCAGAAUCUAUAUCCCCGUCUGUGUGUCUGUUGGGUCACCACGUGACAUCUGAUUAUUACCUUAUACGGGAAGACACUACCACGUGCCGGGACCAGACAUGAAUCUGUCUAUUCAAAACAAAAGGGAUGUGAUCUCGAAUGUCUCUAUUCGAAAACGACAUGGUUCUUGUGAGCUGCAAGUACGACAAUCAUUUCCGGGUCACGUGUGAACAUGAUUUCCGUCUGUGUGUCCCUCAUCAUCGCCAUUUUUUCGGCGUGAGCCUUUUUGGAUACAACGACGCUACCGAUUCUACCAAAAACCUGUAGGUGUGUCUUUCAGCAACCAGCGAUAGACACGCGGCCUCUAGUCCGUUAGUCCAAGACUAGUGAAAAUCUUCAGGGACUAGUUGAUUUCUCCGAAGAUCUUUUAUGUUACAUUUAGUACUAGUCCAAAAUGAGCUGGAGACUAGUUGGAUUUGAAUGUCGACCCCUGGCAAGACGUCGAGGAUACGCUUCUGGAAAGAACUCAUAAGACAGCCAGAUACAAAAGAACGGCCGCGCUCAUCGAAAAUCUGCUUCUCUUGUGAUUAUGAUAACGUCGAUGUCUGUCUUUAAGUGUCCGUUACUUCAAUCUGCCCAUCGAUAUUAUGUUUACAAUGCUUGUUCAUCAAUGAGUUUCAUAAUAAUAAUAAUAAUAUUUUUUAAUAAUAAUAAUAAUGAUUAUAAUCCAUUUAUAUUGUGCUGCCCUAAAUACAUAAGCAUGGUCUCAGCGCUUAUACCUUAUAACACUGGUCACUGGAUCAGUAUACACUCAAUAUCCAUUCUCAGCUCCCCUGGGAGUAAUCAUAAGAUCGCGAUUAUCAUGGACACGCAAUAUUAAUGGUCGUUGACGUCAGAUCUUCACAUAGGGUACUCAGCAUUAAUAGAAUACAAUUGGGGAUUGCCGUAGAAUGAUGGUGUUGAUGUCACGUCUCUCUGCCCGCCACACGUGUCAGUAUUCAACGUCUUGACCAUGACGCGGAAUAAUAGUGUACUCAAAAUAAAGAUACAGUUGCUUGGCGAUAUAUCGAACUUGUAUUGCCUAAUCAUAAUCUCAAACGAUCUAUAUGAAUACCGCAUUUCGGAUUAUACAUAUUACUAAAGAUAUGAAUAAAUUCGCAGGAUGGAUUCAGGAUGGACUUUAUAGGGCAUACCAAUGAUGUGAAAAAAAUUAGAAAUGUGUAUGUUAUUUGAAUAUUUCUCAAAAUUUCUCUAAUUUUAUAGAUGUACAUGAACUUGGGUUCAAUAGAAACGCUAAAACCCUAGCGUAUGUCAAUAAAGCGACGUUAACUUUCCGUGGACCAUCCUCGAUGUAUCUCCAUUCUAGCAGGAUACAUACCCUUGUACCUGGGCUUUGUUAAGCAACAAAUGAUAAAAUAUAAAUAUCACAUCUCUUUGCUAUAAAUGAAAUGUUAACAUAUUUUGAAUGAUUUAUUUUGUUAUUUUUAAAUGCAAUUUAAGAAUUUUGGACUAUUUUAAAAUCUAUGAAAAUGCUCUCACAUAAACAUAGCUAACCUGUGUAUAAAAAGUUUCUAAGUUCUUGUGUAAGCAUGAGUGUCUUCUAGUGAUGAUAGCCCAAAGACUAUGCAUGUGUAUUAAGACGUCCCGUGUGCAUUUGUAUGUUUUAGUCGCAAAACCCUUGCAAAUAUUGUGUUGUCAGAAGAGUAUGAUAUUAACGUAGUUCGUAGCUGUCGUUAGCAUUCGUGACCUCUCGUGCCAUUCCGGAACAAGCCGAAUUGUCUUUGCAGGUUACGGAAAGAGGCGACAUGGAACGAAUGUAGCGUUUGAUGUUUAAAAAUAUUUACGUAUACCAACCAAUCAGUGGAAUUGUUCUUAUGUGCACAAAGUUUCCAAGUGGCUUCCAGUUUAUUCUAUUUUAAGCUGUUUUUAUUUUAUGGCUUGUGUAAAUAUUUGCUGAUAUGCAACUGUCUCAUUCGGAAUACAUCGGUAUUUUCGUCGGCCUGGUGUAUAUGGUGGUAGCCGAUGUUCUGAAUGUGUCCGUCUCCGCCAACUGUGAUGUAUGUGUGGUAAUGAGCACGUGAUGUUGAUGACGUAUGCUUGGUAAACUUGUGAAUCUCUAUUGACUGCAAUAUGUACAGAUUGUGUUAUUAAACAUUUUAUUUCUC
Haliotis rufescens (red abalone) is the source of this 5508-nucleotide messenger RNA. RefSeq names its product inverted formin-2-like. The transcript has 16 exons. Gene Ontology annotation, molecular function: actin binding; small GTPase binding. The record is from RefSeq and is a predicted model, not a curated record. Gene Ontology annotation, biological process: actin cytoskeleton organization. The coding region runs from base 447 to 3365 and encodes 972 amino acids. NCBI's taxonomy places the organism in Eukaryota, Metazoa, Mollusca, Gastropoda, Lepetellida, Haliotidae.